Molecule: messenger RNA, 120 nt
Organism: Blumeria graminis f. sp. triticale
Lineage: Eukaryota; Fungi; Ascomycota; Leotiomycetes; Helotiales; Erysiphaceae
Source: the annotation of a GenBank genome assembly
AAAUUCGGGCCGCCGUCGCCCUCACUCGUUUUCGAAUCUCCCCCAGAUUUCCAUCCGUUAGAGCAACCGUGCACAUCACCUCGUUUUAUUUUGAGAAGAACAAAUAUUGCGCAUCCAUAA